Molecule: messenger RNA, 1805 nt
Organism: Otolemur garnettii (small-eared galago)
Lineage: Eukaryota; Metazoa; Chordata; Mammalia; Primates; Galagidae
Gene: SERPING1
Product: serpin family G member 1
Exons: 8
Coding region: 86-1552 (488 amino acids)
Biological process (GO): negative regulation of endopeptidase activity
Molecular function (GO): serine-type endopeptidase inhibitor activity
Source: RefSeq, a predicted model, not a curated record
UCCCUGACCCUAAGGGACUCUCCACGCAGUGUGCACCCAACUGCCUAGGGAGCCGGAGUUUGGAGCAGGUCCGGCUGACGUCCAGAUGGCCUCGGGGCUGACCCCACUGACCCUCCUGCUGCUGCUGCUGCUGGCUGGGGAUGGAUCCUCCUCAAAUCCAAAUACUGCCAACUCCAGCUCUAGCUCCAGGGAUCCAAAGAGCUUGCAAGAGGAAAGUGAAGGGAACAUCGUGGAGAGAGAUAGCUCCAAUAUUCUAACCACUCUGCAUGCAGAAGAGAAUUCCACAUUGCCAAAGAACAACCCAGCAACCAGCUCAGCCACUGUGAUAACAGCUGGCACCACUGGUCAACCUACCACCCUGCCAACUACCCAGCCCCCGACAGAGCCUCCUACCCAGCCCAUGCCUGAGCCCUUCUGCCCAGAGCCUGGUGCUCUCUGCUCUGAUCUGGAGACUCAUUCUGCAGAAGCAGUGUUGGGGGAGGCCUUGGUAGAUUUCUCCCUGAAACUCUACCAGGCCUUCUCAGCAGUGAAGAAGCCUGAGACCAACUUGGCCUUUUCCCCAUUCAGCAUCGCCAGCCUCCUCACUCAAGUCCUGCUUGGGGCUGGAAACAGCACCAGAAGAAACCUAGAGAGUGUCCUCUCCUACCCUGAGGACUUCACCUGUGUCCACCAGGCACUGAAGACCUUCAAGUCCAAAGGCGUCACCUCAGUCUCUCAGAUCUUCCACAGCCCAGACCUGGCCAUAAGGGACACUUUUGUGAACGCCUCUCAGAGUCUAUAUGGCAGCAGCCCCAGAGUCCUGGGCAAUGACAGUGAUGCCAACUUGGAAUUUGUCAACAACUGGGUGGCCGAGAACACCAAUCACAAGAUCAGGCAGCUGCUGGACAGCCUGCCUUUGGACACUCGCCUUGUCCUCCUCAAUGCCGUCUACCUGAGUGCCAAGUGGAAGACAGCAUUUUCUCAAAGUAAAACCAGGAUGGAGCCCUUUUACUUCAAAGACUCUGUUAGAAAAGUGCCAAUGAUGAAUAGCAAGAAGUAUCCUAUGACCCAUUUCAUUGACCCAACUUUGAAGGCCAAGGUGGGGCAGCUGCAGCUCUCACACAACCUGAGCUUGGUGCUCCUGGUGCCCCAGAGCCUGAAACACCAUCUCGAAGACAUGGAGCAGGCUCUCAACCCCACUGUGCUAAAGGCCAUCAUGAGGAAGUUGGAGAUGUCCAAAUUCCACCCCACUCUGCUAAUGAUGCCCCGCAUCAAAGUGAAGACCAGCCAGGACAUGCUGUCAGUCAUGGAGAAGCUGGAAUUCUUUGACUUUUCUUAUGACCUCGACCUAUGUGGGCUGACCAAGGACCCGGAUCUCGCGGUCUCUGCGAUGCAGCACCAGUCGGUGCUGGAGCUGACAGAGACUGGGGUGGAGGCCGCCGCGGCGUCCUCCGUCUCUGUGGCCCGCACCUUGCUGGUGUUUGAAGUGCAGCAGCCGUUCCUCUUCCUGCUCUGGGACAACCAGCACAAGUACCCUGUCUUCAUGGGGCGGGUUUAUGACCCCAGGGCCUAAGACCUCCAGGGGCCAGGUUCGGGUGAGCUGAAGCUCUCUCAGAGGCAGCACUGCUGCUGCCUGCCUGGUCUUACCCCUGCCAGUGUCUUCUGUCUGCCACCUAAAGGGCCCCCUCAGGGUCUGACAAAGGGACCUCCUGCUAUCAGCACUUCCCCAUGGCUCUGCCAUGCUCUCUACGCCACUUUAUACAGCUUUGCAGCUUCUUCUGGUUCAAGUUCGUCAUACUCUACAAAUAAAACCUGGUAGACCAUGA